Cheilinus undulatus (humphead wrasse) is the source of this 4599-nucleotide messenger RNA. RefSeq names its product interaptin-like. The transcript has a single exon. The coding region runs from base 1 to 4599 and encodes 1532 amino acids. NCBI's taxonomy places the organism in Eukaryota, Metazoa, Chordata, Actinopteri, Labriformes, Labridae. The record is from RefSeq and is a predicted model, not a curated record.
AUGGAGGACACAUCGGAUCAGGAGUUUGUGUGGAGGAGUAUGAGUGUGAUCCUGGAGGAGACUGAAGAGUUUGAAGAGGAAGAGGACCAUAUCUUGGAGGAGGCCGAAGAGCAGCACUUCUCCUCCAGCCAAGACUGCAGAUCCUUCAACGAAUCACAGAUGUACAAAUCUGAGACGUUGGAGCAGCUGAUCAGAGAAGAUGAUCCUCAAGAUACGGAACAGGGGGAAGAUGGCGAGGACAGCCUCCAUGACAGUGGCGUUCGACAAAUGACGUCGAAUACCGAUCCUGAAGAGUCAAAGGAAGGGCUCCAGAGCUAUGUUAAAAUCAUCAGAGAAUCAGCUGUGGAAGUCAAAGACAAAGACAAGCUGAUUGAGGAGCUCAGAAAUUCUGCUGAAGUGAUCAAAAAGCAGAGAGAAGAGGAAGGAUCCUGGGACGUGGCUGGAGUAAUGGCACUGAAGGAGUGCCUUGCCAUGCAGGAGGCGGAGCGUCUCAAGAAAGAUGAGAUAAUCCAAUCCCUGCACCUUGAAAUUAUCAAUUUAAAACAGUACAGGCAAGUAAAUCCUGAAAUCGAGGCACUGAUGAGCCGCCUUGCAGAGGAACAGGAGGAAAGAGAGCAGGAAGUAAAAUCUCUGAACGUCGUUAUUCAGGCGCUACAGACUACAGUGGAGGAUGGAAACCAGAUGGUUUCUGCUCUGCAGGACAAAGUCGAACAGUUGGCAUCAGACCUCAGAACCGAACAACACAAAAACAGUUCUCUUCAGAGGGACUAUGAGGCUGCUGUCUUCCAGGGUCAGAGGGAUUUACAGAAGUCAGGGGACCUGGUUUCCUCACUGCAGAGGGGAGUCGAACAGUUGGCAUCAGACCUCAGAACCGAACAACACAAAAACAGUUCUCUUCAGAGGGACUAUGAGGCUGCUGUCUCCCAGGGUCAGAGGGAUUUACAGAAGUCAGGGGACCUGGUUUCCUCACUGCAGGAGAAGGUCGAACAGAUGGCAUCAAACCUCAGAACCGAACAACACAAAAACAGUUCUCUUCAGAGGGACUAUGAGGCUGCUGUCUUCCAGGGUCAGAAGGAUUUACAGAAGUCAGGGGACCUGGUUUCCUCACUGCAGGAGAAGGUCGAACAGUUGGCAUCAGACCUCAGAACCGAACAACACAAAAACAGUUCUCUUCAGAGGGACUAUGAGGCUGCUGUCUUCCAGGGUCAGAAGGAUUUACAGAAGUCAGGGGACCUGGUUUCCUCACUGCAGGAGAAGGUCGAACAGUUGGCAUCAGACCUCAGAACCGAACAACACAAAAACAGUUCUCUUCAGAGGGACUAUGAGGCUGCUGUCUCCCAGGGUCAGAGGGAUUUACAGAAGUCAGGGGACCUGGUUUCCUCACUGCAGGAGAAAGUCGAACAGUUGGCAUCAGACCUCAGAACCGAACAACACAAAAACAGUUCUCUUCAGAGGGACUAUGAGGCUGCUGUCUUCCAGGGUCAGAGGGAUUUACAGAAGUCAGGGGACCUGGUUUCCUCACUGCAGAGGGGAGUCGAACAGUUGGAAUCAGACCUCAGAACCGAACAACACAAAAACAGUUCUCUUCAGAGGGACUAUGAGGCUGCUGUCUCCCAGGGUCAGAGGGAUUUACAGAAGUCAGGGGACCUGGUUUCCUCACUGCAGAGGGAAGUAGAACAGUUGGCAUCAGACCUCAGAACCGAACAACACAAAAACAGUUCUCUUCAGAGGGACUAUGAGGCUGCUGUCUCCCAGGGUCAGAAGGAUUUACAGAAUUCAGUGGGCCUGGUUUCCUCACUGCAGAGGGAAGUCGAACAGUUGGCUUCAGACCUCAGAACCGAACAACACAAAAACAGUUCUCUUCAGAGGGACUAUGAGGCUGCUGUCUUCCAGGGUCAGAAGGAUUUACAGAAGUCAGGGGACCUGGUUUCCUCACUGCAGAGGGAAGUCGAACAGUUUGCUUUAGACCUCAGAACCGAACAACACAAAAACAGUUCUCUUCAGAGGGACUAUGAGGCUGCCGUCUCCCAGGGUCAGAAGGAUUUACAGAAGUCAGGGGACCUGGUUUCCUCACUGCAGAGGGAAGUCGAACAGUUGGCAUCAGACCUCAGAACCGAACAACACAAAAACAGUUCUCUUCAGAGGGACUAUGAGGCUGCUGUCUCCCAGGGUCAGAAGGAUUUACAGAAGUCAGGGGACCUGGUUUCCUCACUGCAGGAGAAAGUUGAACAGUUGGCAUCAGACCUCAGAACCGAACGAGGAAAAAACAGUUCUCUUCAGAGGGACUAUGAGGCUGCUGUUUUCCAGGGUCAGAAGGAUUUACAGAAGUCAGGGGACCUGGUUUCCUCACUGCAGGAGAAGGUCGAACAGUUGGCAUCAGACCUCAGAACCGAACAACACAAAAACAGUUCUCUUCAGAGGGACUAUGAGGCUGCUGUCUCCCAGGGUCAGAAGGAUUUACAGAAGUCAGGGGACCUGGUUUCCUCACUGCAGAGGGAAGUCGAACAGUUGGCAUCAGACCUCAGAACCGAACAACACAAAAACAGUUCUCUUCAGAGGGACUAUGAGGCUGCUGUUUUCCAGGGUCAGAAGGAUUUACAGAAGUCAGGGGACCUGGUUUCCUCACUGCAGGAGAAGGUCGAACAGUUGGCAUCAGACCUCAGAACCGAACAACACAAAAACAGUUCUCUUCAGAGGGACUAUGAGGCUGCUGUCUUCCAGGGUCAGAGGGAUUUACAGAAGUCAGGGGACCUGGUUUCCUCACUGCAGAGGGGAGUCGAACAGUUGGAAUCAGACCUCAGAACCGAACAACACAAAAACAGUUCUCUUCAGAGGGACUAUGAGGCUGCUGUCUUCCAGGGUCAGAGGGAUUUACAGAAGUCAGGGGACCUGGUUUCCUCACUGCAGGAGAAGGUCGAACAGUUGGCAUCAGACCUCAGAACCGAACAACACAAAAACAGUUCUCUUCAGAGGGACUAUGAGGCUGCUGUCUUCCAGGGUCAGAAGGAUUUACAGAAGUCAGGGGACCUGGUUUCUUCACUGCAGAGGGAAGUCGAACAGUUGGCAUCAGACCUCAGAACCGAACAACACAAAAACAGUUCUCUUCAGAGGGACUAUGAGGCUGCUGUCUUCCAGGGUCAGAAGGAUUUACAGAAGUCAGGGGACCUGGUUUCCUCACUGCAGAGGGAAGUCGAACAGUUUGCUUUAGACCUCAGAACCGAACAACACAAAAACAGUUCUCUUCAGAGGGACUAUGAGGCUGCCGUCUCCCAGGGUCAGAAGGAUUUACAGAAGUCAGGGGACCUGGUUUCCUCACUGCAGGAGAAAGUCGAACAGUUGGCAUCAGACCUCAGGAGAGAACAGGUAAAAUAUACUGCUGUUCAGAGGGACUGUGAGGUCGCAGUCUCUUGCGGUCAGAGGGAUUUACAGAAGGCCACAGAACUGGAGACAAUGGUUUCCUCACUGCAGGAGAAAGUGGAACAGUUGGCCUCAAACCUGAAAAGAGAACAAGACAAAAACAGUUCACUUCAGAGGGACUAUGAGGCUGCCGUCUCCCAAUGUAGGAUGUACAUCCAGAAAUCAGAAGACUUGGAAAACAUGGUGUCAGACCUAAGGAGAGAACAAGCCAAAAGCUGUUCUGAAAUCCAAAGACUGAGCGAUGAACUUCAACUUGCACAGCUCGCCAAAAAACGACUACAGAGCCAUGGAGAAAGUGAGUUGGCUAAUGCGAUGGAGAAGAUCAGACUUCUAGAGAAGGAACUUGAUGAAAAAUCCCGGGCUUUAGACAGGAGUAUUACUGCUGAAAAAAUCUAUCAGUCUGCCCUGAACGAUGAAAGGAUGCACUUUGAUCGUAUGUUUUUACAAAAGCAGGAUAGAGACGGUGUAAAGGCAGACCUCCAGAACCAGCGGAGACACACUACUGAGUCCUUGGAGUGUCAGGACACGAGGACAUUGUUGGAGGAAAACAAAGACAUCAGGACCAAGUUCAGCAAAUUGAAGUCCAUGUUCUGCCAUCUCUAUGAACGCUAUGAAGCCAAGAACAAGAUCACGUCUGACAAUGGGCUCACCAUCAGCAACCUCCAAACCAAGAUUGAAGAGUUCAAGGCUUCGCAGGUUGAGAGCGCAGCGAGAAUGGCGGCGCUCAAAGGUGAACUCAGAGAAGAGAGGAGGUGUAACUUUGAGCUGCAGCAGAGAGUGGAUGAAGUCGUCUCUGACCUCGAGGACGAAAGAACCGCGCAUUUCAAACAGCGACUGGAGCUACAGGAAGCUCUGAGUAAGAACAUCUCCUAUCAGGAGGAGAAUCAGAGACUGACUGAGGCUCUAAGGGCGAAGAACUCCAGCUUCAUGUUCACCAACCUCCAGAUGCACACACCCUACAUUCAGUCAUUCAACCCGUCUGGAGAUGUGGAGCUCAGGCUCACCAGGCAGCAGUUUGAACUGGAUGAAAACAAGGAGGAGAUACGCAGGCUGAAGAGUCAGUGCCUGGAGCUGGAGAAGAAGAAUCUCAGCAUGACUAACACAUAUCGAAAGCUGCGUUAUGAUCACAAUGACCUCAAGCGCAGACAUGAUAUGCUUCUCACAGACAGCAGUCUCCGCUGA